Molecule: messenger RNA, 1497 nt
Organism: Penicillium alfredii
Lineage: Eukaryota; Fungi; Ascomycota; Eurotiomycetes; Eurotiales; Aspergillaceae
Product: CAAX farnesyltransferase subunit beta RAM1
Exons: 7
Coding region: 1-1497 (498 amino acids)
Biological process (GO): protein farnesylation
Cellular component (GO): protein farnesyltransferase complex
Molecular function (GO): protein farnesyltransferase activity
Source: RefSeq, a predicted model, not a curated record
AUGCCACCUAUCGCCGCAACGGGCCAUCGACGAAAAGUUCGGUUCCCAACCACCAACCUCCCAGCAAAAUCAUCCAUCGCCACCGCGCACAAGACGCGUCCCGUCAACCGUGCCACCUCAUCUCCCUCGAUCGGCAAAAUGGCAAGCCCCAGCCAAGAUCCGCGCCCGGGGGUCCCGGCCUUGUUCACGCAGCCGCCGCCCCUCCGCGACCCGCUGGUCACCGAGACCAUCGAUCUGCAGGACGCGACGCGGGAGAAAUGUUUGCCGUUCCUCAAGGGCAUCCAUAGUAGCCAGAAGGAGCCCUUCAAUGCAUGUGGGGUGCCUACCCUUCAACGCGACGAUCAUGUAGGCUAUCUCUAUGACUCCCUCGAGGACUAUCCCGCCGGCUUCGUGGCCAUGGACUCGAGUCGCCCGUGGAUGGUGUACUGGGCGCUGGCGGGGUUGUCUCUGCUCGGAGAAGAUGCUACGCGAUUUCGAGAACGCGUGAUUGUAACCCUUCGGCCGAUGCAGAACCCUACAGGCGGCUUUGGCGGCGGCCAUGGCCAGAUAUCGCACUGCGCCGGCAGUUAUGCAGCCGUUUUGGCGCUGGCCAUGAUUGGAGGCGAGGACGCAUUUACCUUGAUCGAUCGCCAAGCAAUGUGGCGAUGGCUGGGCCGGUUGAAGCAGGCCGACGGAGGAUUUCGUGUUUGCGAGGGUGGGGAGGAAGACGUGCGUGGUGCAUAUUGCGCGAUGACCAUCAUCUCGCUCCUCGAUCUGCCGCUGUCUCUGCCUCAUGAUGCCGAGGCGCGCAACGCUGGACUGGAGAGCUUCAACAGUGGUCUUGCUGAAUAUUUAUCAAGAUGCCAAACCUUUGAAGGAGGCAUCUCCGGGAGUCCCGGGACCGAGGCGCAUGGGGCGUACGCUUUUUGCGCACUGGCAUGUCUGUCAAUCUUGGGACCUCCCGAGGAGACAAUUAUCCGGCACAUGAAUAUUCCUCUACUCCUGUCCUGGUUAUCUGCCCGGCAGUAUGCCCCCGAGGGAGGAUUGUCCGGACGAACGAACAAGCUAGUCGACGGCUGCUACAGCCACUGGGUCGGUGGCUGCUGGCCCCUACUCCAGUCGGCUCUCGAUGGGCGGCCACAGACGGGUGCUCCCGAGACCUCCGUAGGCAGUCUCUUUAGCCGUGAGGGACUGACCCGCUAUAUCCUGGGAUGCUGCCAAUCGCACCACGGGGGGCUUCGUGACAAACCGGGAAAGCAUGCCGAUUCAUAUCACACCUGCUACGUGCUGACAGGCUUGAGCGCAACACAGCACCACCACUACCGCACCAACUCGAGUGUCUCCUCCAGCAAGACAUUCUCCUCGGCCUUCUCCUGGCGGUCGUCGCCGAUCCGCGCUGAAGACAAUGUCUUCGAGAAGAACGAUCGGCUGUCCCCGGUUCAUCCGCUGUAUGUGAUCCCACACCGAGCAGUGGAGAACAUGCGGCUCUGGUCUGAAGCCCGGCCCCUCCGUGUCUAG